Molecule: messenger RNA, 5177 nt
Organism: Leptidea sinapis
Lineage: Eukaryota; Metazoa; Arthropoda; Insecta; Lepidoptera; Pieridae
Gene: Wdr92
Product: dynein axonemal assembly factor 10
Exons: 6
Coding region: 349-1422 (357 amino acids)
Molecular function (GO): ubiquitin binding
Source: RefSeq, a predicted model, not a curated record
AUCGGUAAAUUUACGACUUUCGGUAAAAUAACUUUCAUAUUUUUUAUAAUAAACAUUGUUAUUCUUAGGUACCUAAGUAGUAUGAAAUUCCGAUUUUGAAAAUAAUGAAAUGAAAUGAUUUAAAAGCGAAUUCGCAGUACGUUUGUCAAAAACAUGAGACUUAGGCCCAGUCGUUGAUAAAUAAAAAAAAAAAAACAAAAAAAGUUGUAGUUUCUAUGGCGACGUGAUUGUUUACAAAUUACAUUUAAUAAUAUAACCUCCUGGGACUGCUUGUCAUAUUAAAUUAAAUUAUCGAAAAUUUAGUUAUUGUUCCACUUCAAUUGACAAAAAAAGACUUUCGUAUUUUAAAUGGAAGACCAGGAUACUCCUCAAAUUAUAACACACAUUGAACACAAUUUAGAUCACUCACUAUUUGAUUGUAAGUGGAUUCCAUGUUCAGCUAAGUUUGUUGUUAUUGGAUCUAUUCCUAAGGGCAGUGGCACUCUCGAAAUUUUUGAGAUAACAAAUGGACAAUUUGAUAAAAUAAAGACCAUAGAGAGACCAAAUUCAUUUAAAUGUGGUACCUUCGGUGCCAGCAACGAUAUUGAAAGAAGGCUUGCUACUGGUGACUUUAAAGGCACAUUAGAGAUAUGGGAUUUGGAAAAGAGUUGUCAAGUGUACAUAACGAAAGAGCACUCAGAUAUAAUAAAUUCCAUAGAUGGUAUGGGUGGUAGCAGUGCCAACUGUGGAGCGCCGGAAAUUGUAACGGGAAGUAGAGAUGGCACCGUCAAAGUGUGGGAUCCUCGACAGAGAGGCAAGCCAGUGGCCAACAUGCAACCAAUAAAGGGAGAAACCAGGAGAGAUUGCUGGGCUGUUGCUUUCGGCAACUCCUUCAAUGACUCCGAGAGAAUUGUCGCAGCAGGUUACGACAACGGAGACUUGAAGAUGUUUGAUCUGCGUACCAUGUCGCUAAGAUGGGAGUGCAAUUUGAAGAAUGGGGUUUGUUGUGCUGAAUUUGAUCGUAAGGAUAUUCCGAUGAAUAAAUUAGUGGCCACAACAUUAGAGGGCAAGUUUCAUGUGUUCGAUGUCAGAACACAGAAUCCCACUAAAGGUUUUGCGCAAGUACUUGACAACACUACGAAGAGCGGUACAAUAUGGGUGUCCCGCCAUCUGCCGCAAAACCGGGACCUGUUCAUUACCUGCGCUGGAAACGGCCAGGUCUCCUUGUGGAAAUACCAGUACCCAGAACAGCGGGUGCACGUGGACGCUCAAGGCGUUGCGGUGGGAGUUCCCGGGAAGCUGAAACAUCUUCAGCGUAUGGUGAUCAGCUCGCAGCCGAUCAACGCGCUCGAAUGGAACCGCGACCAUCUCGGGCUCGCUAUAGCCACCGCUUACGACCAAUAUGUCCGCGUACUCGUUACAACCAAACUCAAUUUACACUGAAAUGCCUUUGAAGGUUCACGAAACCGGACAACGAUGUUGGUUGAUCAACCGCUACUAAAAUUGCGAUUUGAAGUGAAUUCAAAAAAUAGUGCUACAAAAAAUGUUUUAAAAAAAAAUUAAAACCUUACCUUAUUUCGUAUUUGUUUAAAGACAUAAUAAUUAUUAAGGCAAAGGUCACCUGAAUAAAAAUGGACGGUAGUAUUUAAAAUUGAUCAAAAUAUGAUAUUUGCAAGCCAUUUUGUACGUAUCCAGAAAUAUCUUCAGAUUAGCCCUUCCGUCAGAAACAAAUAAGAUCCUUCCAAUCUAGAUUUCUCCGAAAUCCAGUCUCGUGGAAAAGUGAUUUUUACCAGAUUUAUAUCUUAUUUAUGUUCAAUCUCUCUUCUUUUCAAAUAUUCUAAAAUACUAAUAAUUACAGAUGGCCGUAAUUUUUCAAUGUCGGCCAUCUUUGCUAUUUCGUAGCAUAAGAUAUAGAUCUUCGCGUAUAGCAUUCAAAUUCAACAGACGCUCACCUAAAAUCACUCCGUGUGAACCUGUUGCCAGGUAAGGUACAAUAACAUAAUAAUUUUAUUGUAUUUUAAUGAAACCAAACUUAGUAUCGGCCCUAGUCACUAUGCCGGCUAGCCUUUGAUAUUUUUUUAAUGGAAUAGGAUGAUACAGCGUCUGGUCACUUAGGCUGAGAUCUAUAGGGCGAACUUAGCCUUUGCUUAGACUUACUAGCAAGUUGAUUCGAAGUCGUAUUUAUAAACAUCGCUUUAUAGAAAAUUGAAGUUUUACAUUUACUAUUUACGAUUAACCAUGGUUGCCAGUUAAAUAAUGCUUGCCAUGACUUUAAUAUACGUAUCUCGCUCCAGUCAGCCCUUGUCCAUCCGAUCCAAAAAAAGGAGACAGUUCGGAUCCGGCAAACUACAGGCCUAUUGCUUUUACUUCCCUGCUCUCCAAAAUCAUGGAGAGCAUAAUUAGCCGCCAGCUUUUAGUAUACCUAGAGGGUCACCAGUUGAUCAACGACCGACAAUACGGCUUUCGCCAUGGUCGGUCGUCAGGUGAUCUUCUGGUAUACCUAUCACAUAGAUGGGCGGCGGCUAUUGAAAGCAAGGGGAAGGCCUGGCAGUAAGCCUGGAUAUAGCGAAGGCCUUUGAUCGUGUAUGGCACAAGGCGCUCCUCUCAAAACUUCCAUCAUUUAGGCUUCCCGAGAGCUUAUGCAAGUGGACCUCCAGCUUCUUCACUGGGCGUAGCAUACAAGUCGUUGUCGACGGUUUUUGCUCGAAUCCCAAGCCCGUGAACGCUGGAGUGCCCCAAGGCUGUGUGCCAUCUCCCACGCUGUUUCUUCUGCAUAUCAAUGAUAUGUUGGACACCUCCAACAUACAUUGCUAUGCAGACGACAGCACUGGUGAUGCCGUAUACACGGGCCAUGCAAGUCUCUCUCGGGAAGACAUCGACCAGUGCCGGGAGAAACUGAAGUCUUCUAUCGAGUCCUCUCUCGAGAAGGUCGCGGAAUGGGGUAAAUUGAACCUUGUCCAAUUCAACCCCCAGAAGACUCAAGUUUGCGCGUUUACCACAAAAAAAUCCCCAUUUGCCGUAUCACCGCUCUUCGACAACACUUCCCUUAAAGCCUCGCCUAGUAUCGGAAUACUGGGUCUCGAAAUCUCGAUUGAUUGAUUCCGUGGCCAUCUGGAGGGCAAAGCCAAAUUGGCUUCGAAGAAGCUGGGCGUCAUCAAUAGAGCACGGCAAUACUUCAAGCCGGCCCACAUUCUAUAUUUAAUAUUUGUAGAGACAAAGCGCAGGUCCGGCCACACAUGGAGUAUUGCUGUCAUCUCUGGUCUGGCGCACCCCUGUAUCAGCUCGAUCCAUUUGACCGCGUGCAACGCAGAGCAGCUCGAAUUGUUGGGGACCCAGUGUUCUGUGAACGGCUAGAUCACUUGGCGUUGCGUAGAGACGUCGCUUCAUUGUGUGUCUUCUACCGCAUUUAUCACGGGGAGUGUUCCGAAGAGCUGUUCAACCUGAUUCCUGCCGCUGAAUUCCACCUUCGCACGACACGCCACAAGUUAUAAUAUCAUCCCCACCAUCUGGAUGUGUGGCGGUCCUCCACAGUGCGGUUUUCAAGGAGCUUUCUUCCACGUACUACAAAGCUGUGGAAUGAGCUUCCUUAUGCGGUGUUUCCGGGACGAUACGACAUGGGUACCUUCAAAAAAAGCGCGUACACCUUCCUUAAAGGCCGGCAACGCUCUUGUGAUUCCUCUGGUGUUGCAGGAGAAUGUGGGCGGCGGUGAUCACUUAACACCAGGUGACCUGUACGCUCGUUUGUCCUCCUAUUCCAUAAAAAAAAAAGUUAGGUGUGAGCAGGAAUAUGAUUUUUUAAUCAAUUUUUCUGUAAUUUUAAAGGAAAUUAAGUAAGGAAUUGAAAAAAAAGUGGAGCCGAGGAGAUGAACAAUUUCUUGCAUCAUCACAACAGCAGUUGUUCGAAAUUUAAAAAAAUUCCUACUACUACCUAAUUACUGUCUGCUGUCACCCAUAGCUGUCACGCUUCCAAAAAUGCGUUCUAUAUCUUAUACGAAAUAAGUUAUCAAGUCCACAUUUUACAUAAAUCAUUCAUCAUUUUCCACUUAUUUAAAUAAAAUUAAUAAACAGAUAAGUUUUGGAUGCUGUUAUAAUUUAGUAUACUUUUUAAAGCAAAAGUUUGUUUAAUAAUACUCGACAAUUUAUAAUGAAUCGUGCGCUUGACCUUUUUAUUGGGCUGGCUUAGGUUAAGCUAUGGAGGGUAGAGGCAACGAAACAGAGAGAGGGCGUCAGUUGCCCUUCAGAGGGCAGUAGGACGGGGCAGGAGGGGAAGAGGGGUCAAAGAAGACCUCUCAACACCAGCCCCGACUGGCAGUUGGUAGAGGGCGACUGAUGGCCUCUUCCCCGAGGUUCUCCGGUGAAAUGGCCUGCAAAGAUCCCGGAGAACCUCUCAAAAAGGGGAACUCUCUGAUUUUGAGGAGGUUUUAGUGGGUAUUACCAAACUUGGUCGACUUCUACCUGAGUAGAAGAUGGUCUAAGUGGUUGAGUCCCACACUCCCUGUGCCACAUACUGCACCGGGGUAGUACGUAAAUGUAUUUCCUCCUCGUUAAAAAAAAUGGAGGGUAGAGGCAAGGAGUAUCAUAUCUCUCAUAAGGGAGAAAAGUUGAAAAGGUGUCCAGCUUAUGUAAUUUAGAACUGUUCAAAAAACUUCCCACAAUGGCGCUGGUGUAGGCACAGGUAUGGUAUAAAGUAUGAUGAAUGUAGCAAUUGUAACCGAAUUGAAGUAUGCCGAGUUAAAAUAUUUAAUAUUAUUGUCGACUAAAGUCGUUAAAUAGUGAAAAUUUCAACGACUUACGUACAAAAUAAUGUAGUAAAUAUAACCUUAAAAAGUUAUAAUGAGAAAACGUGUAGCCUUGCCUCUACACUCCUUGUGUUAAGCCCAGCAUAAUCUCAGCUGUCUAAUGACUAUAAAUAUCAAAUCAAAGUAAGUAAAGUUUGAGCAAAAUCAGUACCUACGCUCUAUUGAUCUCAGCCUUACUGUCAGAUAACUACCUAUUGGAAACACAAUGAAUUGCUGCUGUUAACGAAAGUGACAUUAAAAUAUAUUCUUAAAAUAAACAUCGUCUUAGUAUGUUGCUGGAGGUGUAUUUUAAUACAUAGUAGUUGUAAUAUUGUUAAUUUAGUUGUUAUUUAAUAAAACGAAUGUGAUUUUAUUUAAGUUUUAGCACCAAAUAUCAAUUAAAUAUAUUAUUAUGAGUAA